Molecule: messenger RNA, 849 nt
Organism: Mesorhabditis spiculigera
Lineage: Eukaryota; Metazoa; Nematoda; Chromadorea; Rhabditida; Rhabditidae
Source: the annotation of a GenBank genome assembly
AUGAAUAAAAGAAAGUUUGACAUAUUCAAUUUGCAUAAAUACCGCUGCACUUUCGAAACGAUUAAAACCAGAAUCACGAAAGAGCGAAUUGCGAAAGGCCGCCUCGCCAAGCCGGGAGACAAUCAACACUACAAGGACCGGGUCGACACGGUCGCCGCCGAUGUGAUCAACAUCACCGCAUCUUUCGAAUCGGCCAUGAGUGAGGUGAAAGAAGCCGGAAAAUUGCUUGAUGACGGAAGGCAGCUCAUCCGGAAGCUUGAGACCGAGAAGGAUGAUAUCCAGAAGAAGGUCGAUGAAGCUUCGACAACGCUGCGCCAUCGCUACGGCCAUGUCGACUUUGACGUUGCAGACGAAAAUCCGUUCCCCAAGCCCACGCCCUGUCCAAAACAUGAGCUCUUGGACAAGCUGAAAAAGUCGAAGGCCGGCGCGGCCAAGGAUGGAAAACAGAAGAAAACGGCCAACGCCUCAUCGGCCUCUUCUGCGGCCUCCUCGUCCACUGCUUCCACCUCGGCUGCCUCGCCGAAAACCGCCCUCGAGAAGCCGCCCACCCCGCCGGGACAGCCGAUCCAGAAACACCCCGGCGGUCGGAACACCAUCUACACGACGGUUGGUUUCUGCCACAAAUGUCGGAGCAACGCCGACCUCACCGAGGCAUACGGCCCGGCCACCUGCGAACGCUGUAUUGGCAAAUACACGUUUGUUUUUACAAUUACGCGCAUCAACCGAAACGUCCAGCUGCUGCGGCGCGGCAAGGGCAUGCAGCAGUGCGAAGGACGCUGUGGGCCUCAGCGCAAGUGCUCCUUCUGCGCGCUCCUGGCCUGGGCGGAGGACGGCUACCACGCGAAGCGC